UGAAGCUGCAGGGAAAAUGGUGGAUGAAGAAACUUCCAGAAGCCAAGUAAUUCAUGAUAGGAAUCGAUCCAAAAAUAAUCCGGAGAGCAAUGUCCGAUCGUAAUGGAAUUAUACUGAGCGUGAUCGUAUUAUAGAGCCCAGGAUACAACACUUGUGGUCAUUAUACAUCUAUAUGUUCACACCAGAACAACCAUGCUGCGCUAUAUCCUCCUCCUGACCGCAGCGUCCAUACUGUCUGCUGCCCCAGAGGACUUCAUGGAUCAGUGCAUAGAUGGCAAACACCACAAGACUGAGCCAGGACCUGAAGAUGGCAUACAUGGUCAGUGUAAACCGUGGGUGCAGAAGGCCUGUUGUACCGCGAACACUUCCCAAGCUGCUCACGAGGACGUCUCCUUCCUCUACAACUUUAAUUGGAAUCACUGCGGCAUCAUGUCCCCUCAGUGCAAGAAUCAUUUCAUUCAGGACACGUGUUUCUAUGAAUGUUCCCCAAAUCUGGGCCCCUGGAUUGAAAAGGUGGACCAGUCCUGGAGGAAGGAGCGUAUCCUAGAUGUGCCCCUGUGUAAGGAGGACUGUGAGAGCUGGUACAACGACUGCAGCAAUGACUACACCUGCAUGGACAACUGGCACGUUGGCUGGAACUGGACUAAUGGAAUGAAUAAGUGUCCGACUGGGAAGUCCUGCCAGAAGUGGAGCGACGUGUUCCCGUCCGCCAAGGAUUUCUGCGAGAAGGUCUGGAGCAAUUCCUACAAGUAUACCAGUUACACCAGGGACAGUGGGCGCUGUAUGCAGCUUUGGUUUGAAAACGGCGACGUCACCCCCAAUGUCAAUGUGGCCCAAUACUACGCCAAACUGAAGGGCUCCGCCCACAAUCCUCGCCAGGGGCUGCUGAUAGUCGUGGCAUCGCUCCUCAUGCUAUGGGCGGUGUAAAAUGUCAGAACCAAAACCCCUCCUCGGUAAUAGAGGUGACCCAUUACAUGUACCAUUCAGGAACUGACCACUGCUGCCGCCCUGCUGGUGAAGCCCUGGUACUGCUGCUGUAAUCAGAGAUUCUGAUGUGAAUUGUGUCCAUGUCUUACACAGAAAUGUACCAAAUUGUUUGUACUGACUUCUGAUUAUUAAAGGGCCACACCCCCUAAUAAAAUGGAGUCUGGAGAAGGAAGGCGGGCGAAAUGUGCUCAUAUACAAUGGAUCCGCAGGGGUGGGGCUUAGGAGGAGGGGGAGGGUCAGCCGCCAUGGGGUAGAAUCCCAUGACCCAGCUGUUCUUUAAACUUCUGACAUGUUCAAAAAUUGCAAUUGGUAGGAGUCUGAUUACUGGGACCCUCACCGAUCGCUAGAACCAAAAGACCAAAAGUGCUCCAUCUUCCUUGGAAAGCCAAACUGAUUGGCUACUGACGCCAUGACAGUCUCUAGGAUACUGUCGUGGUGUCCGUACUUUUGGGGAGAGUUAUGAAAACCUCUGCAGAGGAAAAGUUGCUGA
Molecule: messenger RNA, 1477 nt
Organism: Hyla sarda
Lineage: Eukaryota; Metazoa; Chordata; Amphibia; Anura; Hylidae
Product: folate receptor alpha-like
Exons: 4
Coding region: 193-927 (244 amino acids)
Cellular component (GO): external side of plasma membrane
Molecular function (GO): signaling receptor activity
Source: RefSeq, a predicted model, not a curated record